GGCAGCUGCACGCAUGCGCAUUGGGGGCGGCGCACUGCGCAUGCGGGAAGAUGGCGGGCCUGGCGUCCUGAGAGCCGUGGGUCACCCUGCACUCUUCCGGUCUGCGUUGUAGCUCCCGAGAUCGUGGAGCGGUGCCGCGUUCGUUCGCGGGCCGGGCUAGGCAGUGGCGCCUCGGAGCAAGCUGCGGGCCCGGUUCGUGCUCGGCCCCCGGGACCCGGCGCGUUGGGGGCGGUGCCCGGCCGGAGCGGGAGAAGGCGGGAGAGCUCGCGGGGUGCGAGGCGAGGGACGGCGGGCUGGGCAGCAUGAGUCAGCAGCGGCCGGCGCGGAAACUGCCCAGUCUGCUGGUGGACCCGGCGGAGGAGACGGUGCGCCGUCGGUGCCGCGACCCCAUCAAUGUGGAGGGCCUGCUGCCAUCAAAAAUAAGGAUUAAUUUAGAAGAUAAUGUACAGUAUGUCUCCAUGAGAAAAGCUCUAAAAGUGAAGAGACCUCGUUUUGAUGUAUCUCUGGUUUAUUUAACUCGAAAAUUUAUGGAUCUUGUCAGAUCUGCUCCUGGGGGUAUUCUGGACUUAAACAAGGUUGCCACAAAACUGGGAGUGCGGAAACGAAGAGUGUAUGACAUCACCAAUGUCUUAGAUGGAAUCGAUCUGGUUGAAAAAAAGUCUAAGAACCAUAUUCGAUGGAUAGGAUCUGAUCUUAGCAACUUUGGAGCUGUGCCCCAACAGAAGAAGCUGCAGGAGGAACUUUCUGACUUGUCAGCAAUGGAAGAUGCUUUGGAUGAGUUAAUCAAGGAUUGUGCUCAGCAGCUGUUUGAGCUAACAGACGACAAAGAAAAUGAACGACUAGCAUAUGUGACGUAUCAAGAUAUCCACAGCAUCCAGGCCUUCCACGAACAGAUUGUUAUUGCCGUGAAAGCUCCGGCAGAAACCAGAUUGGAUGUUCCAGCUCCCAGGGAAGUAGGUAUCCCUGCGUUUCUAAGAGGAUUUUUUUAAAAGUGGGAGGCAGGUCAGUGGCUUAGGCUAUGCUCUGUCACGGUCAUAGUAACUCCAUCACUUAGUGACCACCACAUGCAUGUUAGUUGCCUACCUGAUACCGCUUCAGGCACUUGACACAUUUUAACUUGUUUCAAAUACAGAGCAAAUGGACUAGUCCUUAUCCUCUUAAAGGGGAGGAGUUGGAAGCGCAGAGAAAGAUAGCUUUCUGUGAUCACACAGUAAGUGAAGCACCAGAAUUCAAACCCAGAGAGCGUGGCUUCAGAGUUUGUGUUUAACUGUCAUACCGUACACGUGCACGCUCGACGGCACCCCAGUGCCCGUGUCAACCUGUAGUAGACGAUGGCACACUGUAGUGCCUCUUAGAGGACUCCCCAAGAAUUGGCCUCAUUGUUGAAGUUCCGGAAGUACAGUGUGCUGGCAGGGAGGGCUCUGUGGAAUUGACCCCAACCACGCCCAUCAAAGACUAAGGAAUAAACUAGAACAUUAACCGGUACAUUCAAAAUAAAAAGUAAAAUUACUGUGCGAAUGAAAAUACUCCUACCAGCUGCCAGCACACUCCUUCUCUUGCAGGAAAGUUUGUAUUGAAAGAGAAUUGUCCUCAGAAGGUUGCUUGGUGAGGAUGGAAUCAGAACCAAGGAAUGUGGCCAUUCAUGGGACAGAUCAUGAAGUGGUGACAGCCUGAUAGACCCCUCGGUGUCCUCUGCAUUGCCGUGGGGACCCCCUGCCCCAGAGUGAGGAGUACUCUCCACUCUCCUCUCUCCCCAGCGCACACUGUCCAAGUGAGCUCCCGUGUUGGUAAUUCACAGGGCGUUACAGAUCAGUUAAGGGACAGCUUUUAAUCCAGUCACACUCAAGUUCUGACUUCUGGGUGACGUUUCCUCGUUAUUUUAUGUAGAUUUGGAUAUAUUCCACGUUUCCUAAGUAACUUAACACUUGAUAGAAGUCGUUUGAGAGAUGUUUAAACUUUUUUUAUAAUGAACCACUAAUCUUCCAACACAUCCUUACUUUGGGACGCCAGUGGCGGCCCCUGCUGCGGUGACUGAUGAGGUUCUGGGCUCCCCCUGUGCUGUGAGCUGCUUCAGGCUGUCGUUGCUAAAUUCUGCUGAGUUUGUGGAUCACACCCAAGACAGUUCAGUUCAGAGGCCAGUGAACGUGGGCCCUUGGGCAGCCGUUCUCAGCCGUAAGUAAGUGGGAGUGGUAGACAGGCGCACGGUGUUCGGGGCGUCCUGCCCCCCCGAGGUCCAGGGUGAGAUCUGGGAAGCUUGAGCCAGGGUGGCUGGACUGGCCUCAGGUCAAAUCUGACUGGCUAGAUUUUUAGGCAUAGUCUCACCGGCACACAGCCACAUGUCCUUCUGUUUAGACAUUGUGUCUGGCUGCUUUUCUCUCUGUAAUGGCAGACUUACGUGGUGGUGACAGGGUUGUAUGGCCCACAAAGCCAAAAAUGUCUACUGUCUCACUCUUUACGGGAAAGGCUGGUCAGCUCUGAUUUGGCGGAAUAGGAAGUCCUCAGUUGGCUGCCAGGUCUGAGUGCCGCAAGAGUUUGUUCUGUGUGGAGAUAAGUCUUGGCUUGUGUAAGCUGUGCCAUUCGAGCCAGACCUGGCCUGGCAGUCCAGAACCUGAGCAGGGAUGCUCCUCCUCCGGCCUGCAUGUCUGGUCCUGGGAAGCUGCAGAGAAGGUGACGUGAGGUUUUGAGACCUGAUAAGCUGCAUGUCCUGACGCCCUGUUGUGAGACCCCAGUGAGAUGUGACGAGCAGGAGGGGGUCACGGCGUCUGUACCUCGUCUGGCCUCGCCGCAUGGAAGGGCAGAGAACAGACUGUGAUACUUGAACCCUCUUCUAGUCAGAGAAACGAAUCAUUUAUAACUAGAACUGUUCCUUGAGAAUUUAGCAUUCAUUGGUCCAUUCCCAGGUUUCAGCGCGCACACACACACACACACACAGAGAAUUCAGCAUAAUUCUCAGUAUAAGCACCCUACUUCCUGAUAUCUUACAGAAAAUAAGUAUUUUAAUUCCGAGUAAAUUUAAAGCUUCAAAGCCAAAAGAUGUGAAUAAUAAUUAAUAGUUUAUAUGCGGUUCUUCUGAGUAUUUUGUAUGUUGCUGACGUGUGUUUUGUCUGGAUCCUAUCAUCUGGCUUUUUCUGCGGACAGAGACCUGCCCGUCUGUUACUGUGCUACCUCUUCAGUGUUUCGAAGAGCUAAACACACCCUUAACCAUAUGAGAGACUACAGGGGCUUUUAGACUUCUUGGUCAUGUGAACACCGAUUUUGGACUCUCAAGUACAGCCUCCGAGAAGGCCUCAAGUCACUGAGUGUAGAAAGGCAGGCCCUCCAGUGUGGAGGUGUUCACAUCAGGGCCCCGAGGUCCUGGCUGGGUAACCCAGGAGCCAGGGCCGUGCCAUGAGUUGGCCGGCAGCUCAGUGGCCGAAGCCGGAGUAAUGAAAGCCAAGUACAUGAUUCUCUCA
Mustela erminea (ermine) is the source of this 3452-nucleotide messenger RNA. RefSeq names its product E2F transcription factor 6 (gene E2F6). The record is from RefSeq and is a predicted model, not a curated record. The transcript is spliced from 6 exons. Gene Ontology annotation, cellular component: RNA polymerase II transcription regulator complex. Bases 303 to 989 code for a protein of 228 amino acids. Gene Ontology annotation, biological process: regulation of transcription by RNA polymerase II. NCBI's taxonomy places the organism in Eukaryota, Metazoa, Chordata, Mammalia, Carnivora, Mustelidae. Gene Ontology annotation, molecular function: RNA polymerase II cis-regulatory region sequence-specific DNA binding; protein dimerization activity; DNA-binding transcription factor activity, RNA polymerase II-specific.